AUGAGCGUGCAUCGAACUUUACCUCGUAUCAAGUAUCUUACCCCAAACCUUUAUGGCAAACAAGGAGAUUCAAUAACAUUAAGAUGUAAUGCCUCUGGACAUCCAGCACCUCGUGUUACAUGGAUACACAAGGACACCAACAGAACAAUUGCUAAUUCCAGUGUGACGUCAUUCAACAUCACUGGUAAAGCAUCAGGAGGAAAGUAUUGCUGUCACUUGUCAAACGGUUUUGGGAAUGAUACAAAUUGCACGUCCUUUGAAAUGACAGAUAAACCAGUAAUUGAUAACCGUUUGUCAUCUGGGAAUAACGUAUCUUCCAUUUUGGGUGACACAACUCAUUUACGCUGUGCUGCAAGAGGUGUCCCUCUGCCGAAUAUCACGUGGUAUACAGCUGAUGGUAAAAUAUUUUCAACUGGGACAGCGUCGUAUCCAGGUGGAAGCGAGCUAGUACUGACAACCACGCGUAAACAAGAUUAUGGGAUGUAUAGAUGUCGCGCUGAGAAUACUAUUGGAGUUGCAUGGCAUAAUAUUACAGUCAUGCAAAUAUGUCAAUGCAGAGGAAAUUAUCAGAAAUACAAGAGAUCCUUGGGCAGCAGCAGUAGCAUCAUUAAGGGUAUUUAGUAGACUUUCAUAUAUUAUUUACAGGCCCGUAGCUAGGGGGGGUGCAGCGCGAGAUAAAGGUCCGCUUUUUAAGCAAGUGAGAUUUUGGCUGGUAUGAUAUUUUCACGUAAAACUCAAUUUUACUUUAAUAAUUUUUCUAUAGCUAUGCGUCCUAUGGGACUUU
Messenger RNA from Actinia tenebrosa (Australian red waratah sea anemone), 784 nucleotides. Its product is annotated as limbic system-associated membrane protein-like. NCBI's taxonomy places the organism in Eukaryota, Metazoa, Cnidaria, Anthozoa, Actiniaria, Actiniidae. The record is from RefSeq and is a predicted model, not a curated record. Gene Ontology annotation, cellular component: plasma membrane. Gene Ontology annotation, biological process: homophilic cell-cell adhesion.